CAUCUCUCCCUUUCUCUAUGGCCAAGCGAUCCAAACCCCAAACCCAGAUUCCCGAAAACCCCUCAACUUCCUCCAAAAUCCCGUUCCGACCCCAAAAAAUCCUAAAACUCACCACCACCACCAAACUGACCAUCCAAACUUCCCCGGAAAUCCCCAAAAUCCUAAACCCAUUAACCUCCAAUUCCGAAAUUACCCUCGCCCUAAAUCACUUACGGAGCUCCGACCCGAAACUUGCGUCCCUGAUCGACUCCUACACCCCGCCGUCCUUCGAUUCCGACCGCCCGCCGUUCCAAUCCCUCGCGCGAAGCAUUCUCUACCAGCAGCUCGCCACCAAGGCCGCCCAGUCGAUCUACACGCGCUUCGUCACGCUCUGCGGCGGCGAGUCGUCGAUUCUCCCCAAAACUCUCCUCAAUCUCUCCCCCCAGAGUCUCCGGCAAAUCGGAGUUUCGGGCCGGAAGGCGUCUUAUCUCCAUGACUUGGCGGAGAAGUUUAGUGAUGGGACUUUGUCGGAUUCGGGGAUUAAGGAAAUAGACGACGAGUCGUUGCUGACGAUGCUGACGGUGGUGAAGGGGAUUGGGGCGUGGUCGGUGCAUAUGUUCAUGAUAUUUUCGCUUAAACGACCUGACGUUCUUCCGGUGGGGGAUUUGGGUGUGAGGAAAGGAGUCAAGAUGUUGUAUGGGUUGAAGGAGUUGCCUAAGCCUUUGGAGAUGGAAGAGCUUUGUGAGAAGUGGAAACCUUAUAGGUCUGUUGGGUCUUGGUACAUGUGGAGGUACAUUGAAGCCAAGGGGGUCUUGUAGCCCUCCAAUUUGGUAGGUAGUCUCUAUGAAUCACACAAGCUUUUACAAUGUUGUUGAGAUUUUUUGGCUGUGUGUUUAGUUCUACUGAAAGUUUGAACUCGUCGAUUCUAAUGGUACUAGUUUGUUCUUAAUGGUCAAAAUUAUUGUUCAGUAAACUUGUGUAAGUAUAUGCAGGUUGAAGAUUGCAGUUAGACUUGAGUAACUUUCUUAUGGAAUAUGUUUGUUUGAUAUCGUAUUAGGUAAUUAUAGAAGUAAGCAUAAGCAUCAUAAAUGAAAUGCCAGUUGUGGAUUUGCGACC
Molecule: messenger RNA, 1095 nt
Organism: Fragaria vesca subsp. vesca
Lineage: Eukaryota; Viridiplantae; Streptophyta; Magnoliopsida; Rosales; Rosaceae
Product: DNA-3-methyladenine glycosylase 1-like
Exons: 1
Coding region: 18-797 (259 amino acids)
Biological process (GO): DNA alkylation repair; base-excision repair; base-excision repair, AP site formation
Cellular component (GO): protein-DNA complex; nucleus
Molecular function (GO): alkylated DNA binding; DNA-3-methyladenine glycosylase activity; DNA-7-methylguanine glycosylase activity
Source: RefSeq, a predicted model, not a curated record